AUGGGAAAUGCUAAUGCCAAAUUCAUCAUAGAAAGUCUAGUGAAAGAAUUAGAAAAACGAAACUUUAGUUUUGAUAAUAAAGAAAAUAAAGAUCAAUUGAUAAAUUUACUAGAAAACCAAUUGGCAAAAAAUAUGAAGGCAAAAAUAGCUCAUAACCAAACAAAUAGUAUAUCUAACAAAGAGAAUCAUCAUAUUUUCAAAAUGAACAAGUUUCCUCUAAAUUCAGUGCUAUUAGAAGGGUAUUUCUUAGCAGGAAAUAUAAAUAAAAGCGAUAGAUAUAUGGUACAAGAUAUGCACAAUGAACUUGUUCAACAUGCACAAGAAGGUGAAAUUAAAGUAGAUGAAGUACCUAAAGUUGCCACGAUUCAAAACUGGAUUGGUCGUUAUGCACAAAAACACAAGCAAGAGGCUGCGACAAGGAAAUCAAAUUAG
This is a messenger RNA of Cetraspora pellucida, 432 nucleotides long. The record is from the annotation of a GenBank genome assembly. NCBI's taxonomy places the organism in Eukaryota, Fungi, Glomeromycota, Glomeromycetes, Diversisporales, Gigasporaceae.